AUGAUGAUGAUAUUCAAAACAAUCAAUCUUCGCCUUUCAUGGCAAGCAAUCAUUGCCCUUCUGGGCCCGUUGCUGCUGGCAUUGGGCUCCUAUGGGCAGCCACACUCUCUGCGAUUCCCAACUUCCAUUAACUUAACAGCAGGUGUUUUCCUAACACCGCCAUUUGCCAUUCUCGAUGAGGACGGAACCUUUCAUGGAUUUGAGAUUGACCUACUGGAGCGCAUGCAAUUUUAUGCGGAUCAGGAUGGCAUUGAACUCAACGUGGAGCUGGGAGUUGCGCCUCGAUUGUACGAUAUGGCUAUCGAUCUUGUUUCCAAUGACUGCAACACCACAGUCAACCCAAACAGCCUCGAGGACUGUGAAGCAUUUGACUUUAUUAUAGGCGAUUUCUUCCAGAAUGUCGAACGGUUCAAACGGGUCGACUUUACACCAACUUGGCUACACAGUGGAUUGGGAGUGCUGAAGUACCUCGAACAGAGCGGCACUAGUCAGAUCAAGUCCCUGAGUGAUGCCGAGAAGGCCGGUGCCACAAUUUGCUACCCACCAUCAAGUUUCAUCGAAUCUCUCGUCCAUGCCUACAUGCCAACGGCCCAGACAGUACCUUGUCCUACUCCUGAAACCGAGGAAUGUAUCCAGUUUCUUAAAGAUGGAAACUGUGCCUUACUGGCAGAUGACCUGAUGGUGUUGCAAUACAUGGCAAAGUAUGACUCUACCAUGGAUGUUACCCAAGAGAAUAUUCAGCCACAGUACUUUGUGUGGGCGUUGAAGCAAAAUCUACAGCCUGAGGUUUCUUGGCUUUUGAAGAAAUGGAUGUACCAAGGUGGAAGCAACGGUGAUAUUGAAGUGCUUCGAAAGAAAUAUUUUGAAGUUGCAACAUGCCCCACUGGAACUGCUGGCGAAAACUGUGAACUCCCCUGUGAUGCCGAGCACGGUUUUGCGGAUGCUCACGGGGUUUGUGUUUGCCACUCCACCAAGUGGACCGGAGAUGACUGCUCGAUUGCUGUAGAAGAAAACCUCAAUCUGCUGCCAACAGGCCUGGUCAAUACUGUCUACACCUUGGUUGCAAUCACAUUUGUUACAGCGCUGGGAUGUGCCAUAUGGGUUCUCUAUAAUCGGAACAGGGCUCAGCUCAAAGCUGCACAACCGGUGUUCCUUGGACUUGUUCUGCUCGGGGCAGUCAUUAGCACUUCCACCAUUAUUGCCAUGGCCCAGGAGGGAAGUUGCAUGGCUGUGCCCUGGUUGUACAGUGUUGGGUUCUGUAUUACAUUUGGUUCCCUGUUUGCAAGGAUCUGGCGAGUCUAUGUCCUGGUGAGAUCCGCAGUGGAAAUGCGCCGUGUGACGCUUUCUACUAAAGAAACACUUGGCUGGGUCUGUGUUGUCUUGGCAGUUGACAUUGUCAUCCUGGUUGUGUGGACUGCUGUGGACCCACUUGAAUGGACAAGAGAAACAAUCAGCUCUGAUAAGUUUGGGGAACCGCUUGAAAGUGUUGGCUAUUGCCACUCUGACCAUUGGAGAGCGUUUGCUUCAAUCAUUGGAGUUGUCCACCUUGUGCUCAUGGCAGUUGCCUGCUUUAUGUGCUACCGUGCCAGACACAUUCCAGAGGAGUUCAGCAGCAGCAAGUAUAUUGCUAUUGCUAUGUUCUCCAAUCUUCAGAUCUUUGUGAUUGCCAUUCCUGUCCUGAUCAUUGUGGGAAAGGACCCUGUAUCAGGUUUUUUUGUCAGAUCGCUUGUGGUGUGGUUGAAUGAUAUCAUGGUGGUCGGUCUCGUCUUUGGCAGCCUUAUUUCCCGUGUCUACAUAUGGGAUAUGAACAACCGAGCCAAUCGAUUCACCAGUGCUCAAACUAUUGAAAGAGGCAUUCAGGACUUCUCCAAGAGAAUGAAGGCAGAUAGUCUUUCGAAGCAGAGAAGCAGUCUGACAACAACCAGUUCUCUCCAAUGGAUGCAACAAGGGAAAUCUGACGCUGGGACCACAGGAGAGACGCUAAAUUUGGAAGAAAAGAUUGAAGAGCCAUAGGAGGUGGCGGCGAAGAGUUUUCGGGAUUUGCUCGCACGAACAUCGCUAGGUCCUCUCGACUGGGUCAACUGAAACUUUUGGGGUUUGAACCUUCCAUACUUGUAUCAUUGCACUCGUGGUUGCACGUACACAUUAUUAGAACAAGAUGCGUGACGAUAAUCCGAUCUACGAAUGGAGGGAAUGGCACUUGCGAUCAGCCACCAAAGCCAUCAAACGACGACUCCAUCAGGCCGGAUGUAUGCUCUAUCCUUCUUCAACGAGGAAGGAUACUGUCUUGGCGCUGCGCCGAGUAGGUUAGGUCGGCAUAAACUUAGUCCAUGCUGCAUGCCUAGUUUUUCCCUCCUGCUGUACGAGAGUUGUAGUAAGAUGUUGUGCAGA
This is a messenger RNA of Seminavis robusta, 2391 nucleotides long. The record is from the annotation of a GenBank genome assembly. NCBI's taxonomy places the organism in Eukaryota, Bacillariophyta, Bacillariophyceae, Naviculales, Naviculaceae.